GAAGGAAGGAAGGAAGGAGGAAGGGGGAAGGAAGAAAGGAAGGAAUUCUUUGACUAGAAAGGCACUCCAAAGGGAAAACAUUUUCCAACGUCUCAGAGCAAUACAGGGACACAGCCAAAAUCAGAAACCACAUGUUGGAAGCCAUUUGGAAGUUCUAGAACCAAUACCCACUAUUUCUCCAAGCAGAGUUCUUGGAAUUACAUCCUGGUAAAGGUGUCUACACAACUGGUCAGGCAAUACAUAUUUAUAUACCUCCUGUGUGCACAGAAGGUGGGAUAAGUCACUGAGUAAGAUAUAAAAAUGAAUGAGAGUCAGUACCCUUGAGGAGCCUAGCUUCUGUUGGGGAGAGAAGAUUCUCAAAAGUAAUCCUGGUUUGUGUUGGUGGAGUUCAGAAGACAUCACCAUGAACUGAUGUGUUUAAGGAAAGUUUCCUGGUAAGAGGGGGACUCCAGCUUGAGUCCUGAAGGAUACUUAUGGAUUUGUUUAUGGAAUGGAUUUCCAUAAACAUAUGAGAAAUGAGAGGAGUAGAGAGGACCUAUGGGGAACAAAGGCUUGGGGAUAUUCUGGAGUAAGUACACCCCAGUGGCUAUCAUGAAGAGUUUGUGAAGGUGACCAGGAAGAGAAAAUAGGUUGGGCUCACUCCUGGAAGGUUUUGAAUGCCAGUCUAAGGACUGUGAACCUGUCAAGGACUCAGUUUCCUCAUAUGUAAAAUAAAGAAUCAGAGUAGGUGAUUUCUUUUUGUGUGUGUGUGGUUUAGUAUAUGUUAUCUUUAUUUAAUUAAUUAAUUAAUUUAGAAUAUUUUUCCAUGGUUACAAGAUUCAUGUUCUUUCCCUCCCCUCCCACCAAUCCCCUCCUGUAGCAGAGUAGGUGAUUUCUAAGGACCUUGGCAAAAAGUCAACAUGCUUCGAAUCUGUGUCUUGAUAUCAUGUUGGGCAGUGAGGAAGAUUUCUGAGCAGAAUAGCAAUAUGACAAAAGCAUUUUUUUAAAAGGAAGAUGAACUUGAUAAUAGCGUGCACACUAGCUUGGUCAGGGAGAGGCAGUGGUGGUCGUGGUUAUGAGGUCAUCAAGCUAAGUGGCUAGGAGGUUCUCUGGAUGACUUCCAGUAAGUAGCAGAGCCUUACUCUAACCUGAGGCUUCUCAAAGUCGGAUGCUUCAUCACCGCUCCAUGCUGCCUAUAUGAGAUAUGGUUAUCAUGAGGAUAAAAUUAGAUAAUGGACCUGUAAAUGCUUUGCAGAAUGUAAAGCAUUAUAUCCAUGUUUUAUUAAUGACAAAAACAAUGAUUGGGUGGGUAAGAAUGGUUAAGACUAUGAACAUGUCAAAGGACUGUUUUGGAGUUUUUAGAGUCAUUCUAAUGAGCUGUGGACAUUUGGCAACUGUUUAAAUCCCAAUUUGUUUUUGGUCUAGUGGAGAAACAGUGAGGAAAAAGCACUGGAUUUUAUGCCAGAGAACUUUGUUUUGAAUCUUGGUUCUGCUCUUUCUCUCCCUGUGAUCAUGGCCUAGUCACUUCUUCUCCAUAGUCCUCAGUUUACUCAUCUGUGAAACGAAGAUUGAGAUUAGGGGUUCUCUAACUUUUUGGUCCCAGCGUUAUAUUCUUAAAGAUUAUUGAGGAUCCCCCAAAGCUUUUGUUUAUGUGGUUUAUAUCAGUAUUCAUUUUAUUAGAAAUGAAAACAUCUUAGUAUUUGUGAAUUUUAGAUUUAUUCCACCCUGCUUAGUCUUUAGAAUUCUAGCAACCAGGAAUGUAUACACCCCCACUUAAGGAUUAACUGUAGGGGAGGAAGGAAAGUCUAUGACCCACAUGUGCUAGCAAGUGACAAAUCAGAAACAACUGACUGACCCCCUGGGCUGUGUAAAAACCAAGUUUAAGCCACCAUUGGUACAUGUGAGACACAGGAAGUGACAUAAAGAACUGCCUUUAUAUUUUGAGUAACUUCCUGUGAGAGGGCCUGGGUGGUGGAACUUGACUUGGAGGAGGACCUCGUGAAGAUUAUUUUGACCUCAUGGAUCCCCUGAAAGAGUCCUAGGGCCCCCCUGGUAGAUACCAGACCACACUGUGAGAAGUACUAGACUAAAUGACAUCUCUAAAUCCAUCUAGAUCCCUAGUCCUCCUCUUUCUUUCUCAUUCCUCUUUGCCCAAUAUCACAGAUUCUAGCACGCAAGAAUUCAUUGGCAGAGCCUUAACUAUCACUGAGUGAAUGGACUCUGCUCCAGGGCACUGAUGUCUGGUGUGUUUUCAUCCAAUAUCCCUCCAAAAUCCAUUCCCUUCUCAGAGUCAUCCUUCUCUCUCUCCCAGCCUCUCCGGGAAGCAGGCUGCCUCCUUUCCCAACCCAAUUCUACAAACAGUUGGACUGUCCUCUUCAAAACUGUUGCUCCAAACACAUUCCUUAUGAUUUUUUAACUAAUUCAAAAGAAAAAAUCCCAGCUAGGGCUCUGCCAGUAGACCAUUAGGGUCUAACCACAUUCGGAAGCUACAGGUGUGUAACUGAUUGUACCAAGGGCUGUGAUAAAUUUGGGUCAGUGAGUGAUUGUCAUUUUAAAUGAUCAUCAGGCCAUACCCACGCAGGAAUCUGACUGUGUCCCCACUAUGGAAAAACGUGGAUUCACUUGCCCAACAUUGUUCUCCCUUUUCUUCUCCCCCCACCCCCUCUCUGGAGCCAAACUUGGCCAGUGGUUAAUAUUUAGCCUCCAUUAGGUAAGCUUCUCUCCUUCCAACCUCCCUCAGCAGGGCCUAGAAAGCCUAGAGAGGAAGUUGGGGAGGCGGGGGAGCAGGAGGAAUGCAUGCCAGGCAGAGAGGAGCGCCAGAGUGAGACCCGGUUAGACUAAAAAGCCAGCCUGCGCAGGCCGAGGCCCUGACUCAGGCCCGAGGCCAAGGUGAGUGGAGGAAACCAAGAAAGAAGCCAAGAAAGAGGAAGAAGAAGCAGGAGGAGUUGCCUCCUCCUUGCUGCUGUUGCUACUGCUGCUGCUGAUCUGGCCAGGAAGUUGUCGUGGCAACGGGAGGCGGGGAGGAGAUGCACCGAGGGAUGGAGGUCUGUGUCACCGCUGCUGCCUGCUGCACCUCAGCCCCAUGCCCAGGGGCCUUGAAUUAAAGGGCUCUGUGACUGAUCCUGUCCCCGAGAUCCCAGCUGCAUGGAACGGCUGCAGAAGCAACCGCUCACCUCCCCUGGGAGCGUGAGCUCCUCCGGAGACUCCAGUGUGCCUGGCUCUCCCUCCAGCAUUGUGGCCAAGAUGGACAAUCAGGUACUGGGCUACAAGGAUCUGGCGGCCAUCCCCAAGGACAAGGCCAUCCUGGACAUUGAACGGCCAGAUUUGAUGAUCUAUGAGCCACACUUUACCUACUCCCUCCUGGACCAUGUGGAGUUGCCCCGAAGCAGAGAGCGUUCCCUGUCACCCAAAUCUGUAUCUCCCCCACCAUCCCCAGAGGUGGUAUGGCCAGAAAGCAGGUCUCCAGGAACUGUGUCUCAGACUACAGCACCCAGGACUAGUGGGACUCCCCGGAGCAGCCUUCCUCACUUCCAUCGACCUGAGACCACUCGGGCAGAGUUGAACAUUUACAAAAAACCACCCAUCUACAAGCAGAGAGAGUCUGUGGGAAUGAGUCCACAGAGCAAACACCCCAUUGAGGACCUCAUCAUCGAGUCAUCCAAGUUUCCAGCAGCCCAGCCCCCGGACCCCAACCAGCCGGCUAAGAUAGAAACUGACUAUUGGCCAUGUCCGCCAUCUCUGGCUGUUGUGGAAACAGAAUGGAGGAAGCGGAAGGCGUCUCGGAGAGGAGCAGAAGAGGAGGAGGAGGAGGAGGAAGAUGAUGACUCAGGGGAGGACAUCAAGGCUCUCAGGGAGCGGCAGAGAGAGGAACUCAGUAAGGUCACCUCCAACUUGGGGAAGAUGAUUCUGAAGGAGGAGAUGGAAAAGUCCUUACCCAUUCGUAGGAAAACCCGCUCCCUGCCUGACCGAACACCCUUUCAUACCUCCUUGCAUGCAGGAACAUCCAAGUCUUCCUCACUCCCAGCCUAUGGCCGGACCACCCUCAGCCGGCUACAGUCCACAGAAUUCAGUCCAUCAGGGAGUGAAGCAGGAAGUCCAGGCCUUCAGGUGAGUGGUCUCCGAAGGGGAACCUUCCCUGCCAGGAAUCUGGAAUUCCCAGGAUGUGUCAGCUGGGAGGUGGGGGGAAUGAGGGGCUGAAGAGCUGACUGAUAAAGAGGAGAAAAGCCCCGGGUAGGGCUGGGGAAGGCUCCUCUCCCCACUCUGGCUCAUGGCGGCUUUGGUCCCCUGCAGAAUGGAGAGGGCCAGAGGGGGAGGAUGGACCGGGGAAACUCUCUGCCUUGUGUGCUGCAGCAGAAGCAGAUUUAUCCUUAUGAGAUGCUGGUGGUGACCAACAAGGGACGUUCCAAGCUGCCUCCAGGUGUGGACAGGAUGAGGCUUGAGAGACACCUAUCCGCAGAAGACUUCUCGAGGGUGUUUGCCAUGUCUCCUGAGGAAUUUGGCAAGCUGGCUCUGUGGAAACGCAAUGAACUCAAGAAGAAGGCGUCCCUCUUCUGACCGCCCUUGCCCUCUCUUUGACCCAGCCCCAAACACCUGCUUCAGGGCUUUGGACGUAGGAGUUGUGGGAUCCCAAAGUCCCUUCCUUCCCUGCUGAGUGGGAGCAGCCGCCUCGGAGGGAAGUGGGGGGGGGGUGAAGAAGGGCAGAGGGGACCAGGAGGGGGAGGCCCAGACUCCACAGGUGUGGGCCCAGGGACCAGAGACUUCCUCCACCUCCUUUGCGCACCCCACCCUUCCCAUCACACCAGGCGGACCCACGCUCUCUGGUACAAAGGGCCCGCUCCCACGUCCACACCGGGGGUCCACGGUGUAACAUCUGCCCAAAUCAGGUACUGAGAGAAGUGAGGGUGAGGGAUGGGAGGACAGAGAAAGCAGAAGGCAAAUUGGGACACUCCGGGCUUCUUCCUCUGGUGGCGGAGCCCCAAGCUGAGGAGCUGUCUUCCAGCGCAGUGUGUUCCUUUCCCCGCUGCCCCAAGCUCUGGAGCUUCUUGUCCUAGACCUCUGGCUUCCCCUGAUGCCCUGGGCUAGCCGGGAAUAGAUACUCUGAACACAACCUCUCACUCCAUCAGCAGCCUCAAGUCAAAGCCUGAUAGAAUUCUGGUCUCCAGCACCCACCAGGCCCCUGGGGACAAGCCCCAGGGAGGUUCCCACAGGGCCCCCCCAGGCCUCUUACGCCCCCCACUCAUCCAUCCCACAGGGAGCUCUUAAAAGAAUGUAAUUUAUUGGGGCACCCCCUAGCUGCUCUCCCCACCUAACCCUCCCCAUCCUCAUGACCCCCGACACGACACUCCUUGCUUCUCAUCUCUACAAAUAUAUAUAUAUAUAUGUAUAUAUCUUUUUUUUUUCUGCUCAGGCCUGGGCUCUCUUCCUCCCCAGAUUGUGGCAUCCUUGACCACUCUCUGUAUGUGGUCACGUUGGGGAUGGCGGAGGGAGAGGAGAGAGGGAACUCUGAUUGGAAUUAAAUGACUGGAUCCGG
Molecule: messenger RNA, 5509 nt
Organism: Monodelphis domestica (gray short-tailed opossum)
Lineage: Eukaryota; Metazoa; Chordata; Mammalia; Didelphimorphia; Didelphidae
Source: RefSeq, a predicted model, not a curated record